This is a messenger RNA of Medioppia subpectinata, 1287 nucleotides long. The record is from the annotation of a GenBank genome assembly. Lineage: Eukaryota; Metazoa; Arthropoda; Arachnida; Sarcoptiformes; Oppiidae.
ACCGACAAGACUGACGGCGACGACGACGAGGAGGCGAAGGCACUCAUCAGACGCCGCACCACAACAUCGACCGGACCCACAAUACCGGCGCCCACACCAGUCGGGGCUGAGAAGAAGGAUAUAUUGGUUGCGGCCGAAACGGUAGAGACGGGUGACGUAAAGCUCGCCGUUUAUGGCAAAUACGCCCGAGCGAUGACCCCGUUGUGGACGGUAUUGAUUGUAUUCAGUUAUAUGGCGUUCACUGCCGUCAACUCGGGCUCAAACUUUUGGCUCAACGUAUGGAGCGCUGAGUUGAGUGCCGACCGGAACGGCUACUACUUUGGCAUUUACGGACUCUUUGGUACAAUCCAGGUGUUUGUGGUAUGCAUGGGAUGGAUGACGAUUAUAACGGGCACUUUGUGCGCCUCCAAUACCCUACACCAGAGGCUAUUGAGGGCCACACUUCACGCACCCAUGAGUUUCUUCGACACGACACCAUUGGGUCGGGUAUUGAACCGAUUCAGUAAAGACAUCGAUAUAAUGGAUACGGCAAUGCAGUAUACUUUGAGGGUAUUAUUAAAUACGAGUUUCACAGUUGUGGCCACAAUUGUGAUUAUAUCGAUACAAACGCCUAUAUUUUUGGCCGUUUUCUUCCCGGUUAUGAUUGUCUACUAUUGGAUUCAGAAAAUUUAUGUCGUGACGUCUCGGCAACUAAAAAGACUGGAAUCGAUAACCCGAUCGCCAAUAUAUUCACACUUCGGGGAAACGGUUAACGGCGUGUCCACUAUCAGGGCGUACGGCGUCAACGACCGCUUUAUACGCGAGUCUGACGCCCGGGUGGACAGCAAUCAGAUGUGUUUCUAUCCCAACGCUAUCGCCAACUGUUGGCUUCAAAUACGGCUCGAAUUGUUGGCCAAUUUUCUCAUAUUUUUUGCGGCACUGUUUGCCGUACUGGCCAAAGGGACAUUGGACCCAGGUGAUACUGGACUGUCCAUAUCAUACGCUAUGAACAUUACGGUGUCGUUGAAUGCAUGCGUCCGUAUGUUUGCUGAGAUGGAGAACAAUGUGGUGGCCGUCGAGAGGGUUGACGAGUACUGUGGGGUCGAGUCUGAGGCCGAGUGGUAUUCGGGUCAGAAGAUACCCGACAACUGGCCAAACAAGGGAUGCAUUCAAUUCACAGAAUACGGCACUCGAUAUCGUGAAGGACUCGAACUCGUCCUCAAAGGCGUUGACAUCAAUGUUAAAGAAGGAGAAAAAAUAGGAAUAGUCGGUCGGACGGGUGCGGGAAAGUCAUCCCUAACUCUGGCG